This is a messenger RNA of Tupaia belangeri chinensis (Chinese tree shrew), 1583 nucleotides long. RefSeq names its product metabolism of cobalamin associated A (gene MMAA). The coding region runs from base 299 to 1564 and encodes 421 amino acids. Gene Ontology annotation, cellular component: cytoplasm. NCBI's taxonomy places the organism in Eukaryota, Metazoa, Chordata, Mammalia, Scandentia, Tupaiidae. Gene Ontology annotation, molecular function: GTP binding; GTPase activity. The record is from RefSeq and is a predicted model, not a curated record. The transcript is spliced from 7 exons.
GGGGCCUGCCCUGGCAAUUGGGGCGCCCCCCGGAGGGUUGGGGGCGGGGACAAGAAAAAUGGUUACCGAGCUGGACGGUGCCAGGGGAACAGCGUAUGUGUGGCCUGGCAGGCGUCGGCCCGUGGGUUCACGGAGAAGGCCCUUUUUCUCCUAAAAAGAAAAGUCGCUGUCAACAGUAGUUUAAAACAUUUGGGGCAAGUUGGUGAGCUUACCUUUCUGUCACAGCUAGGGAGUUUCGGGAGGUGCAAAUCUCGCUGAGCCAGAAAGUAUCCAGUGUUUUUCUUCAAUUACAGACAAAAUGACUAUCCCUAUGCUGCUCCCACGGCCUCACCAGCGUUUCCUAAAGGGCCUUUUAAGAAUACCUUUCAGACAUCAUCACUUCAUCCUUCACUCAAGUUCUUAUCUCAGAUCAGGAAUCCCAUGUGCUCAACCAUUGAAUUUCCUUGGACUCCAUUGUACAAAUUGGAUGGUGCCUUCGAAUGGUUUAAAGAGGAAAUUAUGUGUACAAACAACCUUAAAGGACCACACUGAAGGACUUUCUGAUAAAGAACAAAGAUUUGUGGAUAAACUUUAUACUGGCUUAACCCAAGGGCAAAGGGCCUGUUUAGCAGAAGCUAUAACUCUUGUAGAAUCAACUCACAACCGGAAAAAGGAGUUAGCGCAGGUGCUUCUUCAGAAAGUAUUAAUCUACCACAGAGAACAAGAACAAUUAAAUAAAGGAAAACCACUAGCAUUUCGAGUGGGAUUGUCUGGGCCCCCUGGUGCUGGAAAAUCAACUUUUAUAGAAUAUUUUGGAAAAAUGCUCACUGAGAGAGGGCACAAAUUAUCUGUAUUAGCUGUCGACCCUUCUUCUUGUACUAGUGGUGGAUCACUCUUAGGUGAUAAAACCCGAAUGACUGAGUUAUCAAGAGAUAGGAAUGCAUACAUCAGACCAUCUCCUACAAGAGGGACUUUAGGAGGUGUAACAAGGACCACAAAUGAAGCCAUUCUAUUGUGUGAAGGAGGAGGAUAUGACAUCAUUCUUAUUGAAACUGUGGGUGUGGGGCAGUCGGAGUUUGCUGUUGCUGACAUGGUUGACAUGUUCGUUUUACUGCUGCCGCCAGCAGGAGGAGAUGAAUUACAGGGUAUCAAAAGGGGUAUAAUUGAGAUGGCAGAUCUGGUGGCUAUAACUAAAUCUGAUGGAGACUUGAUUGUGCCAGCUCGAAGGAUACAGGCCGAGUAUGUGAGCGCGCUGAAAUUACUCCGCAAGCGUUCAGAAGUCUGGAGACCAAAGGUAAUUCGCAUUUCUGCCAGAAGUGGAGAGGGGAUCACUGAAAUGUGGGGUAAAAUGAAGGAAUUCCAAGACCUCAUGCUGGCCAGCGGGGAGCUGGCUGCCAAGCGGAGGAAGCAGCAGAAAGUUUGGAUGUGGAAUCUCAUUCAGGAAAGUGUAUUAGAACAUUUCAGGACCCACCCCACAGUUCAGGAACAGAUUCCUCUUCUGGAAAAAAAGGUUCUCAGUGGGGCCCUGUCCCCAGGACUAGCAGCAGACUUCUUGUUGAAAGCUUUUAAGAGCAGAGACCAAUAAAAUUUAUCCUAUACAAUAA